Molecule: messenger RNA, 747 nt
Organism: Aureobasidium namibiae CBS 147.97
Lineage: Eukaryota; Fungi; Ascomycota; Dothideomycetes; Dothideales; Saccotheciaceae
Exons: 2
Coding region: 1-747 (248 amino acids)
Source: RefSeq, a predicted model, not a curated record
AUGGAUCCAUUCAAUCCGCAUGACAUCGCGCGCGCUCGGCACGCGAAGACAGAGAACCAGCGCUCAAAUCGUGAGACCGAAUGGGCACAUCAAGUCGACCCUCACUUGUCGAACGAUCAGCUUCGUUCACUCUACGAUAUCGCCGAAGUACUCCUCGAGCGCGGGUUUGACGGUACCUACAAUCAAACCAUGAGAUUGGCAAGAGCUAUACGUACUGCUCUGAGUGCAAAUCGUCAACUCACUCUCGGCGCACCUCAGCCAUCAGCCAUUGGACCUCGCAUGCAGGCGCUGAGAGCCACUCCGAACGUCCAAACACCUGCCUUGCCUUCCGCAAUGGUCCAAGCACUCACCAAUGCGCGCGACCUUCCUGCUCCUUCCGCAGCCGGCGAAACUGCUCCCGCCGCCGGUGCCAAUCCUUCGACAGCCGGUAACACUGCUCCCGCCCCCGAUGAGAUUGGAUCUCAAGCCGGUCAAUCUCCUCGCGAGUCUACUCAUGCUGAGGAUGAGACUCGUACUUCAGCCCAGCAAGCUCCAUCUGCCGCCAAUGACACUGCUUCAUACGCCGCUCAGUCUCCUGCCGCCGAUGACCAUAUCUCUGUCUUGGCUGGUACAAAGCGCAAAAGAUCGAUCAUCACCUCAGAUGAAGAAUCAGAUGAAAAUGCACCGGUUACUCGGUUUGGGACUAUCGCCUCGGAUGUGAAAGAAGAGCAGAAUGAUCCUGCUGCUCAGUCUGAAACUAUCGUCUAA